AUGGCUUACAAUAACAUACAUACAAAUAACAUUCCAUGGGAUUGUGACACUCAACCAGUUGGUGCCAGACAGGCUAGUGCCGAUAGAUUGGACAACAAUUUUGAGAUAUGUCCUUCGCUUGAAUUAAAUCAGGAGAACAUUUCAUUAUUUAAUCAACAGCAGCAACAUCAUAUACAAUACGGAUCGCAAUACCAAAAUCCUUAUCAUGAAGAAGAAUGUCCACCACAACAGCUGGUACAACCGCUAGGUCAAUCUGGUGGCCCCGGGGCUUAUUUUAAUCAAGGCAUGGCAAAUGAAUUAUUUGUUGCUGAUCAUGACAGUAGUAAUUAUACCCGUUCUGAUUCAUCGCCUGUUUUCGUGAACCCAGCAUUGUCUCCAGAAACAUCUGAGACAUCAGCAGUGUACGAUAGUAAUAAUAGUGGAAGAUUAAAUGCAACCGGGUUUUCAGCAGCCCCAUCCGUAAACACCCCUAAUAAUCAAUUUAAUAAGAAAGGAGGGCAAAAGUCCAAGAAGCAAAUAUUAGACGAGAAGGAUGCUGCUUUAAUUGCAAGAGACGAUUCUGAAUUAACUGAGGAGGAAUUACAAUUGAAACGUAAAGCCCAAAACCGAGCUGCUCAACGAGCAUUCAGAGAACGUAAAGAAACUAAAUUGAAAGAAUUAGAAGCUAAAUUAUUACAAAGCGAAGAAGAAAGGAAUAAAUUAAUGGAAGAAUUAGAGUUGAUUCGCAAACAGAAUAUUUCAAUUUCUACAGAAAAUGAAAUCUUAAAAUCAAAUAAUGGACAUUCUGAUUCAAGAUUUGCUAUGAACCAUGAACAACAUUCGAAAUUCGAUUUCCCCAAAACCCAGGAUGAAUUUAUACAUGGUAUAAUUGAAGGCACCAACCAUAAUCUCCAGGAACAAAAUAAAAAUAAAGUAUAUAAUGAUACUGAAGGACAUAAAUUAUUGGCAUUGGGUGCUGUAUGGGACUAUUUACAGAUCAAAACAGAAGAAGCCAAUCUUGAUUUUAGUAGUAUCGAUAUUGCGGCAAUUAUGGACAGCUUGAAGGGGAAUGAAAAAUGUCACGGAUUUGGUCCUGCUUACCCUUUGGAUUUAGUUAAUCAAGUUGUUAGAGCUCAUCUAGGCGUGUGA
Molecule: messenger RNA, 1128 nt
Organism: Hemisphaericaspora subhashii
Lineage: Eukaryota; Fungi; Ascomycota; Pichiomycetes; Serinales; Debaryomycetaceae
Gene: FCR3
Product: Fcr3p
Exons: 1
Coding region: 1-1128 (375 amino acids)
Cellular component (GO): RNA polymerase II transcription regulator complex
Molecular function (GO): transcription cis-regulatory region binding; DNA-binding transcription activator activity, RNA polymerase II-specific
Source: RefSeq, a predicted model, not a curated record